AUGUCGCCAUUGGACGAAGUUGUCGAUUUAGCAUACGGGGGAUUAUGCCAGACUGGCUACUUGAAUUGUAUCUCUCCUUACCCCUCAAUAAUAGGUAAUUGGAGGCCUGCUGGGCUAGCAAAGAAGGACUCAGAUAUCUACAAUGAACCAGAGGUAUGGCACGAUGCUUCGUCCCGUGGCAUUGCUUACAGUACUAUGUUGAAUAUUAAUCGCCUAUUAAAUAAUGAAGCUACUGUUAUUUCUGGAUAUAUGGUUCAAUUUUCAUCCUAUCAGAGAUGUUCUGUAGAAGAGGUUGCAGAGCAUGCUCAUAGUUUUUCGUUCUCUUUUUUUAAUAGGUUAAUAGAGACUGUCAACGACUCUCUGCUGACUCCGGCGGCAGCUCAGAUCAUUGCCAACCUGGGGCAGAAGUCAGGUCUGCAGGAUAUUGCGGACAAGCUGGGCAUCAAGCGCGUGGGCAUGGCUCACCAGGCCGGCUCAGACUCGCUUGUUACGGGCGAGAUCUACUGGAAGAUGCAUCAGGUUGUGUUCAACGGCACUAUUGACAAGGCCAAGUAUUCGGGACAGGUUUGGGGAUUGAACGGCCAGUUAUCCGCGGUGACGUAUUACAACAACAACCAGGCGCAGCAGACGCCAAAUCUGAACGGGGCGACCAUAUAUUCGAAUGUCGAACGCAGCCGGAAAUCAGACACCUCAGCAACAAGGCAAUGCCGGAACUUGCGUGAUUAG
Messenger RNA from Rasamsonia emersonii CBS 393.64, 726 nucleotides. RefSeq names its product CCR4-NOT transcription complex subunit 7. Gene Ontology annotation, molecular function: poly(A)-specific ribonuclease activity; nucleic acid binding. Lineage: Eukaryota; Fungi; Ascomycota; Eurotiomycetes; Eurotiales; Trichocomaceae. The transcript is spliced from 4 exons. Bases 1 to 726 code for a protein of 241 amino acids. Gene Ontology annotation, cellular component: P-body; CCR4-NOT core complex; CCR4-NOT complex. The record is from RefSeq and is a predicted model, not a curated record.